UCGCCACUGGGGUCGUGGCGAGUCGUCAACACGAGCUCAGUCUCGCUCAGCUGCAGCGGGCGAAAUACGUCUCGGUGGAGCUCUGAAAAGGGUUCCUUGAGUGAGUGAGUGCGGAUUUGGAUUUAUUAUUCUCUUGGUAGAUUCCGUCGCGAAUUCAGCGGGAGAUGGAAGCACCUAAUACGGUGAUGCCGGGAGCAGGUCCCCCAACCUCGGGCCCUCCCCCUGGCUACCCAGGGCCCCCUCCGCCCUACACGGAGUACCCCGGCCAGCAGCAGUACGCACCACCACCCGGAGGCGCCGUCCCUUACGGCCUCGGCUUCUGCGUCCCUCCUCCGGCGUCUCACCAGCAGCCGUUUCCUCCCGGAUACCCAGCGCCGCCCCAGCCCCUUCCAGGUGGACCUUCCUUGUACCCGGACAUGUCGCAGAUCCCGCAACCCCAGGCAGGUACUGUGCCUUACACGGGUGCAUGGACUUACCACAGUGCACUGCCUUACACGAGUUAUGUUGAUGCACCGUAUGGAUCCCCGUAUGACAUGCCGCCUCCAGGAGGCAUGGUGUAUGGUGUGCUGAGCCCCGCCGGUGAUCCCGAGCCUGCUGCAGGCAUUGAGCAUGGUUUUCCUUUCCCCUUGCACGGAUCGAAAGCCCCGUUUGCUCCUUCAGCCCCAGUAGAAUCUCCAGCACACAGCCGUUCCCUCCACCCCGCCUGGCAUAGCGCUGAUGGUAGCCAUUCCCCCUCUAUCCCUGCACACAGCACAGGCUCUAGGCAUGUUUCGCUCGCCUCCCCGCACAGGAGCUGCCACCCGCAUCAGGCUGGUUUUCAGUAUGGUAAUGAAGGCCCACAGCCGUCCAGCCCUCAAGUUCCGUAUGGAUUCGGGCAGGCGAGUGCUCCCACGGCCCCGCUCCCGCCCACACAACCGACCCUGAUGCCGACUCGGCCCGCUCCGUCACCGCCCACCCAGCCCCACGCCCCUCCGAGGCCCCAGCCGCCGCUGGCAACGCCCCCUGAGUACACGACGGUAGGACAGUUUCCGCAGGACCCUGUGCUGAACGGCAGGGCGAGGUCCCCACCGCUGAAGGAGGGAGAGGCGCCCCCCUCGUGGCGUCGUGGCUGA
This is a messenger RNA of Penaeus vannamei (Pacific white shrimp), 1112 nucleotides long. RefSeq lists its product as uncharacterized. The record is from RefSeq and is a predicted model, not a curated record. Lineage: Eukaryota; Metazoa; Arthropoda; Malacostraca; Decapoda; Penaeidae.